AUGGCAGCGUCGCGUAUCGUAGCCCACCCUCCGCCCUAUCUCCACCGCCUAUCUCCGCCGUCAGACGCCGUACCGUCCCUCAACCUCAAACUUCACUCUAAACGGUACCGUAACCUCAGCAUUCGAGCUUCUCUUUACGAGGAGAAACAGCAGAAGAACGAUCUCGCCGAUAAUCCUCACUCUGUCGAAUUGCGAACCGCCCCCCACGACGUCGUUUCGCGAGAUCCGCUCAUUCUUCCGCGCCCUUUAACUGCUUCAGUUUCUGACGGUUCUGGCCUUCGUGUGGCAUAUCAGGGGGUUCAUGGUGCUUACAGUGAAUCAGCAGCACAGAAGGCCUACCCAAAUUGUGAAGCUGUGCCGUGUGAACAAUUUGACACCACUUUUGAUGCUGUUGAAAGGUGGCUUGUGGACAGAGCAGUUUUGCCAAUUGAGAAUUCUUUAGGAGGAAGCAUCCACAGAAAUUAUGACCUUUUACUCCGGCAUAGUUUACAUAUAGUAGGAGAAGUAAAAUAUGCUGUCCGUCACUGUUUGAUGGCCAAUCAUGGUGUUAAACUUGGGGAUUUGAACCGGGUUCUAAGUCAUCCACAGGCUCUGGCUCAAUGUGAGAACACACUGACAAAAUUGGGAUUGGUGCGAGAAGCAGUUGAUGAUACGGCUGGUGCUGCAAAGGUUAGUGUAGAAUUAUUGAAAGGUGUUGAAAGGGGAAAAAGUACAUGCAAGGGACAUUGA
This is a messenger RNA of Sphenostylis stenocarpa, 729 nucleotides long. The record is from the annotation of a GenBank genome assembly. NCBI's taxonomy places the organism in Eukaryota, Viridiplantae, Streptophyta, Magnoliopsida, Fabales, Fabaceae.